ACUGGGAAUGAAUCCGUCUCAGAGUCUCAUGCAGAAGCCUUCUCGGACUCUUCCGAAUCAAAGAGCUUCCUGGAACGAUAUCUUCCAGCUUCCUGAUCGGAGCUGCGAGGCGAGAACGUUGCUUCGGGGAGUGGAUGUAAAUUUGGCGCCGCCGUCAACGGUUGUGGACUGUGACGACGAAAAUGGCGUCUCCUCACCGAACAGUACUGUGUCGAGCAUCAGCGGAAAGCGGAGCGAGAGAGAGUCUAUUGGCGGAGAGCAUGAAGCCGAGCGUGCCUCAUGUUCUCGAGGAAGCGACGAUGAUGACGGAGGCGGCGACGGAGGCGGCAGAGAUGGAGACGGAGACGGCGACGGCGACGGCGACGGCGACGGAGAUACUUCCAGAAAAAAGCUCCGGCUGUCGAAGGAACAAUCGAUUGUGCUGGAGGAAACGUUCAAGGAGCACAAUACCCUCAAUCCGAAGCAAAAACAGGAAUUGGCAAAACGGCUGAAUCUGAGGCCGAGACAAGUGGAAGUGUGGUUUCAGAACAGGAGGGCAAGGACCAAGCUGAAGCAAACUGAAGUGGAUUGUGAGUACUUGAGGAGAUGUUGUGAGACUUUGACUGAAGAGAAUAGGAGGUUGCAAAAGGAAGUGCAAGAACUGAGGGCAUUAAAGCUAUCCCCACAAUUCUACAUGCACAUGAACCCUCCAACCACUCUUACAAUGUGCCCUUCUUGUGAGCGCGUUGCGGUGUCAUCCACAUCCUCCUCCUCAUCCGCAGCGGCAGCUGUGUCGUCCAACUCAGCCCCAUUGAGCUCUACCAUUCAAAGGCCGGUGCCCCUCCUCCCCUGGGCGGCUAACUCGAAUCGAAACCGCCCGGGUGACAGCUUAAAUCCCCGGCCAUGAACCCUUCUCUUGUGUUCAAGGUCAUGGCAGCUCCCUAAUGUAGAAGACAAGGUCAUUUUUAGUUACUAGAGAGGCAUGGAUCAAUGUGUUGAAAGAAAAGGUAUGGAAAAAGGAUACUAAGGCAGUUAGAAUGAUUUUGAGUCCUCCGUGGUCUUAAGUAAUGUAGUUAAGAGAGGAACAUGGGAAAAUAUGUAUGGAGCUUAUUAUUUCUUUCUAUGUAUACCUUUUCUUUCCCCACCUUCAUUUCUUGCUUUUAUAAUAGUAUAUGUAGUCGGUUAUUGAAUGAGACGGUUUGUUAA
This is a messenger RNA of Neltuma alba, 1185 nucleotides long. RefSeq names its product homeobox-leucine zipper protein HAT3-like. The record is from RefSeq and is a predicted model, not a curated record. Gene Ontology annotation, biological process: regulation of DNA-templated transcription. Gene Ontology annotation, cellular component: nucleus. Lineage: Eukaryota; Viridiplantae; Streptophyta; Magnoliopsida; Fabales; Fabaceae. The coding region runs from base 8 to 886 and encodes 292 amino acids. The transcript is spliced from 4 exons. Gene Ontology annotation, molecular function: DNA-binding transcription factor activity, RNA polymerase II-specific; sequence-specific DNA binding.